CUACACUUACCUCUCGCACAUCGACCUUCUACCGCACCACACAUCACGAACUCGCCAAUCUCGGCUGCAUCUUGUAAAUACCGCCAAGAUGCUUAUGCCCAAGGCCGAUCGCAAAAAGAUCCAUGAGUACAUCUUCAAGGAGGGCGUGAUGGUCGCGCCGAAAGACUACAACCUCCCGAAGCACCCGCAUCUCGAUGUCAACAACCUCUUCGUUAUCAAGGCAAUGCAAUCCCUCACCUCCCGCGGCUUCGUCAAGACCCAGUUCUCCUGGCAAUGGUUCUACUACACCCUGACCCCUGAGGGCCUCGACUACCUCCGCGAAUGGCUGCACGUCCCCGCCGAGAUCGUCCCGCAGACCCACAUCAAGCAGCAGCGAAGCCACCCGCCCCCGCGCGGCAUGCUGGGCGGUGAGGACCGUGAGCGCCGCGGCGGCGGCCGCGGUGGUGACCGUGGUGGACGCGGCGACCGGGAGGGGUAUAGGCGGAGGGACCAGGGUGAGGGCAAGGAGGGCGAUGCGCCCGGUGGGUUCAGACCGGAUUUCAGGACUGGGUUCGGACGUGGUCGUGGGGCGCCGCAGGCUGAGUAGAGACGGACAAUGGAGGUCGGUCGAUGAGGCAGAUGGAUGGAGAACAUCGAGAGGAGGGAGAUGACGUCCUUUGCUUUCAUAGCCGUGGCCUAGGGAACCCAUAACUACUAACUGGGCAUGGGGAAAUGGCGUCGUGUUAUUGCAUGGAUCACAAAAUGGACCUGUUCAAAAUUCAUUGAUCAUGAGAACGAGCGAUCAUGGGUAACAUCAGCAGCUUACUGAAUGUGAACCAUUGUAUUGAAGCAAACGAA
Molecule: messenger RNA, 837 nt
Organism: Eremomyces bilateralis CBS 781.70
Lineage: Eukaryota; Fungi; Ascomycota; Dothideomycetes; Eremomycetales; Eremomycetaceae
Exons: 4
Coding region: 89-586 (165 amino acids)
Cellular component (GO): cytosolic small ribosomal subunit
Molecular function (GO): structural constituent of ribosome; RNA binding
Source: RefSeq, a predicted model, not a curated record